Messenger RNA from Aricia agestis (brown argus), 3038 nucleotides. Its product is annotated as glutamyl aminopeptidase. The record is from RefSeq and is a predicted model, not a curated record. Gene Ontology annotation, molecular function: zinc ion binding; peptide binding; metalloaminopeptidase activity. The transcript is spliced from 18 exons. Lineage: Eukaryota; Metazoa; Arthropoda; Insecta; Lepidoptera; Lycaenidae. Gene Ontology annotation, cellular component: cytoplasm. Bases 100 to 2922 code for a protein of 940 amino acids. Gene Ontology annotation, biological process: proteolysis; peptide catabolic process.
AUUGCGAUUUUCGCAGUUUCUGACGAGUGACGUUCGUGUUUAGUUUGUUUUCCGUCGACUUGUUAUCUUCUUGUGUUUGAGUGACGUAUAAAUUCAUUUAUGGAUGUACUAAAGAUCUGUCCAUCACAGCGAUGGGUAUGCACGAACCGGAACACCCUGUGUCUGGGAGUACUGACCAUAGUGCUGCUGCUGAGCACCAUAGUGCUCUCGGUGAAACUGCACCACGACGAUAAUGCCGUGCAUGCUCCACUUGUGAACCAUAAAGAGAAGACGAUGGAAAAUUUCAGGCUACCAAAAGAAGUGAAGCCAGUCAAUUACAAAUUGAAACUUAUUCCAAGUCUAGAAAAUAAAACGUUUAAUGGGUUUAUUCGAAUAACAAUAGAAGUCAACACAUCGGCUGAAGUUAUACAGCUGCAUUCAAAAGAUUUGAACAUAAAUUCAGUAAUGUUAGAAAACGAUACAAUGAAGAGCAUUGCAAUCAAAUCGAAUAAAAUUAAAAAAGAUCUUGAAUUACUCGAAGUUCAUUUAGUUUCUGCAAUUGCUGCUGGAGAUUAUUAUUUGAAUAUUGAUUUUAAUGGUAAUAUGGAUAAAAAAAUUAUUGGAUUGUAUGCAAGUUCUCUUAAAAAUGGCAGGACAAUGGUAGCCAGUAAAUUUCAACCAACAUACGCUCGGCAAGCAUUCCCUUGCUUUGAUGAGCCAGAGUUCAAAGCAACUUAUGAUAUUACAUUGGUGAAGCCUCAAGAUUAUAUUGCUUUGUCUAACAUGAAUGAAAUAUCCAAAGAGUUUGAUAAAGACACCAAUUCUGAUAUAGUGACAUUUGCCACCAGUGUACCAAUGUCUACAUAUUUAGCAUGUUUUGUGAUUUGCAACUUUGAUUAUAAAGAAACGGAAAUCGAUACACACGGCAUUGGCAAAAACUUCACCUUAAGAUCUUUUGCACAGAAAAAUGAAACUCACAAAAUAGAUUUUGCUCAAGACAUUGGGAAACGAGCCACUGAAUUCUACAUUCAGUACUAUAAUGUUCCAUUCCCUCUGCCAAAACUAGACAUGAUUGCCAUACCCGAUUAUGUGUCUGGCGCAACAGAACACUGGGGUCUCAUCACAUACAGAGAAACAUCAUUCCUUGUUGAUGAGACAACAGCAUCCUCAACGAAUAAGAUAAAUGUUGCCAACACUAUUGCUCACGAGUUAGCUCAUAUGUGGUUUGGAAACCUGGUGACAAUGAAAUGGUGGGAUGAGGUGUGGCUGAACGAAGGUUUCGCUUCAUACAUGCAGGUCAAGGCCUUGAAUGCUCUAGAACCUUCUUGGACUAUGCUCGACCAAUUCUUGACGAAGACACUGCACAGUGUUCUCGUAACAGACGCCAAAGUGUCCAGCCAUCCUAUAGUCCAGACGGUGGACACUCCUGAUCAAAUAACAGCUAUAUUUGACGCUAUAUCUUAUAACAAGGGUUCAUCGGUGUUACGUAUGUUGGAAGGCUUCAUAGGCGAAGAUAACUUCCGUAAAGGCGUGUCGGACUAUCUCAAGAAGUUCGAGUUUGGGAACACCGUGACGCAAGACCUGCUCACUUGCCUCGACAAAUACUUUCGAAGUGACAACUCAAAACUUAAUUUGACCUACAUAAUGGAUACUUGGACAAGACAAAUGGGUUAUCCAGUGUUGAAUGUUACUAAAAAUGAGGAUAACAAGUAUGAGGUUACCCAGAAUCAUUUCCUACUUGAUCCAGAUGCGGUUAUGAAGGAAAAGUCUCCAUUUAAGUAUCGUUGGUUUGUCCCGAUCACAUACAAGACUAGCAAGGGUGUCCAUGAUAAUAUUCUUUGGUUCCCCAACACUGAGGAUUCUGUUGAAAUAACGUUGGACAAGGACGAGGAAUGGAUAAAACUGAACAACAAUCAAGUGGGAUACUAUCGAGUGAACUACCCACUAGAAAUGUGGGAGAAGCUUAUAGAACAACUGAAGAGUGGCUCGUCACAGCUAACUAUAUCAGACCGCGCGCAUCUCCUAAACGACGCGUUUGCGCUAGCGGAGGCCUCUGCCCUGCCCUACUCGGUGCCCCUCCACCUGACUACGUACCUGACUGCAGAGGCGGAUUACGUGCCGUGGGACACCGCCGCUACCGCGCUCAAUAAGCUCGCUAACAAUGUCAGAAAUACGAGUGCCAGUGAGCUACUUGAGCGUUUCAUCCAACACAUAAUAAAGCCGCAGUACGACAAACAGAGUUGGGAGGCGAGCAAGAUCGGUGUCAUUGAAGGUUUAUCUCGGGCCAAGAUCCUCUCGCUAGCGACGAAAUACCACCUGCCGGCGGCGGAGGGGGCGGUGCGGGCGAUGUUCCGCCGCUGGCUCGACGCGCGGGGCUCCACUCAGCCCCUGCCCGUAGAGACGGACCUGAGAGACUUCGUGUAUUACUAUGGUAUGAGUAACGCGUCUCAAGAGGAAUGGGACAAGCUAUGGAACAUCUACUUGACGGAAAAUGACGUGCAGGAGCUGAGCAAACUGCGCGCGGCUCUCGCGGCGCCCCGGAACAUAGACAUACUUAAGAGAUACCUAACCCUAGCGUGGGGCGAGGAGAACAUCCGCAGCCAGGACUACCUCACAGUGCUCAGCCAGAUCAGCGCUAAUCCCGCGGGUACCGUACUAGUCUGGGACGACGUGCGCGCGCGCUGGCCGCAGUUGGUCGAGCGGUUUACUCUGAACAGCAGAUACCUGGGGUCGCUGAUACCGAGUAUUACCAGCGGGUUCAAUACCCCGGAGCAGUUGAAGGAGAUGGAGGAGUUCUUCGCUGCGUACCCGGACGCGGGUGCGGGGGAGAGCGGGCGGCGGCGCGCGCUCGAGACUGUGCGGAACAACAUCAGGUGGGCGGCCGCGCACACCGGUGACGUCACAGAUUGGCUGAACACUUACCUCGACGGGUUGAAAGACUAGCACUAACUACGCUACUUGUACUACUACAGAACGUAAUUACUGCGCUACUUCGACUAAGCCUAGUAAAGAAUGGCUUAUAAUUAACUGAUCACCAGAAAUUGUAACAUUUCACUGAC